Messenger RNA from Chanos chanos (milkfish), 1140 nucleotides. RefSeq names its product microtubule-associated protein, RP/EB family, member 1a (gene mapre1a). Bases 73 to 894 code for a protein of 273 amino acids. The transcript is spliced from 8 exons. The record is from RefSeq and is a predicted model, not a curated record. Gene Ontology annotation, molecular function: microtubule binding. NCBI's taxonomy places the organism in Eukaryota, Metazoa, Chordata, Actinopteri, Gonorynchiformes, Chanidae.
CGGGACAGCGGCUGUGUACAAAAUUACCCGCCGGCGAGUGAAUUUCCGACGGCUUAACUCUGUUCAACAGCCAUGGCUGUGAACGUCUAUGCUACAUCAUCGACCAGUGAGAAUCUCAGUCGACAUGAUAUGCUGGCAUGGAUCAACGAGUCUCUUCAGUUGAACCAUUCUAAGAUUGAGCAGCUGUGUUCUGGGGCAGCAUAUUGUCAGUUCAUGGAUAUGUUGUUCCCGUCAAGUGUUCCUUUGAAGAAAGUCAAAUUCCAGGCGAAAUUGGAGCAUGAAUAUAUUCAUAACUUCAAAAUCCUCCAAGCUGCUUUUAAGAAGACUGGGGUUGACAAAGUUAUCCCCGUCGAUAAGCUGAUUAAAGGCAAAUUUCAGGACAACUUUGAGUUUCUGCAGUGGUUUAAGAAGUUCUUUGAUGCCAACUAUGAGGAGAGAGAUUACGACCCUGUGGCCGCCCGCCAGGGUCAGGACAUGCCAGCUGCGUCAACCCCUGCCCCCACCAUGGCCAGCAAACCAAAGAAAGUCAGCACAGAGGAGGGCCCCACACCUGUUGUCAAACCAACACUCCCAGUUGCCCCUCAGCGACCAGUGACACAGGCCAAGGCUCCACCCAAGACCACACCCACCUCAGCACGGAGAGCAGGGGGCGGGUCCGGAGAUGACGACAAGGCGGAACUUAUCCAAGAAAUCAAUAUGUUGAGAUCCACCAUUCAGGAUUUGGAAAAAGAGAGGGACUUUUACUUUGGAAAAUUAAGAAAUAUUGAACUUAUCUGUCAAGAGAAAGAGGAGGAGGGUGACCCGACAAUGCAAAGGAUUAUUGAUAUUCUGUAUGCCACAGAUGAAGGUUUUGUCAUCCCUGAAGAUGAAACCGCUGCACCAGAGGAAUUUUGAUCAGUCAGUAAUCGAUAUCAUGGCCUUAAAUUGAGGUUUUUCUGUUUGACACAAGUUCUCCAACAGUACUGCCUUGAUGCAUUGUCCUUUGGUUCUUUGUCUUUUGGACUUUGACCUGCAGUGAAAAGUUUUUUUUCUACACCAUCAAAUUUUCUAUAUUUCUUAUUGAUUCAAAACAUUUUAAUAGAGUAUUUUGAUAAACUCAUAAAAAAUAUUGUAAUUAUUAAAGAUAUUAGUGUAAUUACA